GGAGGAUAUCGAGGAAAGGGCAUUUGUUGGGGGAGGGUUUUGUUUUUAGCAGAACAAGUCUCAGCUGGUUCAGACUGGUUUCUGCUGCACACCUCUGAUUGGCCAGCACUGUUAAUGUGUUUUUCUAUUUGCUAAAGUAAUCUUGUACUAAUGCUUAUCUAAGUAUGUUUUACUCUUUUACAAGGCUUGAUAUUUUAAGCUUACUGCAUGAGUAAAGUCUAGUGCUGUAUGAUAGUGCUAUAGUACCUGACUGUGCACUGUGUCAUACUAGACUUGUGGACGUUUGUGCACUCAGCAUGGGGUGCGCAUUUAUUUUUCAUAUAUUUGCAGUCUUGCUUUGUUACUUGCGCUAUAGAUUGCCUGCCGAAUUUUGAGAAUGUCUCACUCUCGAUAUUUAGAAUACACCGUUCUGUGUGUGUGUGUGUGUCAGGGAAGGAGCGUGGUAACCAGGAUGUGUAAAAUUAAUAACAUGCUAACAGUCUUUCCAUAUAUGAGACCUGUGGUAAUAUACUGGUGAAUUGGUUUUUCCUCAUAGUGAAGAAUUGGCUAUGUUGAAUACAUGUGAUAAUAUUACAUUUUAAUUAUAGGUAAGAAAAGGGCAUUCAAAGACACCCCCCAGUACUGGUAACAUUUGGUAUAGCCCUGUACCCUGUAUAGCUUUCUCACUUCAACCGACUUUUUCCGUCUCUCCAAACACACCCUUGGCUAAUUUAGUGCCAGUGAAAUCCAUUCUUACAGUUUUAAUGCUAACCAUUGAAUAAUAUUCAUUGUUAUUUUUGCAUUAAAAAAUAAUAAGGACUAUAACCACAAUUAACUCUGUUCUGGACAGAAUAUAAAAAUGCAUCAAUAAUUGGAUCAGGCUUUGUUCUGUUACACUGAACAACAAUAUAAGCAUGCACACACCUAAAGUUUUGUUGGGAACCCCUGCUCUAGAACUCGGGUGACUCAGCAGAUUAGACAGUUUCUCAGAAUUUUAUAACAGAUUAAACAAUAACUUGCCCAGGAUCUUUAAUAACAUCUUUCCCUUGAUGGAGUAGUCUGAUUUUAUUGAAAUCGAAUAGCUAUAUUGUAUGUUAAUAUGCAGAUCGGCUCAUUACAUUUCAACACCAUUCUAGUGUUCUUUUAUUUUUAUUUGACUUAUGGAUAAGAUGAUCGCUGCAUCAUAAAUUGUGCGGUUUUGAAAUCUGACUAACACUUUAAAAGUGCCAGCAUUAACGGAGCAUGUCUGAUGCCUGUUGGGAGGGGAUUGGCUUUUAAAUGUGGCUUGGAGAGACAUUUACACUUGUUAAACAUGUGGCUAAAAUGCAUCUCCGUCCUCUGGAUUUAAAUCUGUAGCAUAUGUGUCUUGGGUGCAUUUACAUGUUAAUUUUUAUAUGUAUAGUCCCUAUCCCUGAUACUCAAGACUCAUGAAAGUGUAAACCUGCCAUAAGAGGUGGUAUAAAGUUGAUUCCCCUUGAGAUCAAGAUUCAUUAAACAUAGACAGACGCCAAGUUAUGAUCAAUAGUCCCAAAUGAGGAAACUUGUUUUACUAUAUUGCUAAAUUUGUUUAAAUGUUUGUAAAUGGCUACUUCCUCCUGUUAUUUUGAGGGGCAGAGGUGUUCUUGGCAAUGGAGGCUGACUAGAGACAUUUGUCUCUGUGCAAUACUUGGCACCUGAAGGUGCAGAAUUGAGCUUAUUGUGGAAAGUGUAAUAAAGGAUAUAAAUAUAACCCAUGAACCGAGCCAUGCUUAUGUGAUCCUGAUUUAGCCAUGUUUUGAAUUGGACCAAGUUAUGAAAUGAAUUACCAUUGUCGAAUCACAAGACUGAUCAUAGUUUCUCUUUGAACUCAUGUACUUGAAUAUAACAGUGUGAACACAUGCCGGUUUAACACAAUUCAGAGGAAAGACAAACUUAAUUUUCUCAGCUAUUAGAUCUACAACAUGCCAACUCUAAAGGACAUGUGGUACUCUCACUCAAGUUCUCAUUAUUCCUUCUUUCCUUCUACUUUUUAAAAAUCUGUUAACCAAAACCUCUGUCUUCUUUAAGCAUAAUUCGGUAAACACUGAAUAGUCGAGUUCGGUUACCUGACAUGAUGAUAAUUUUUCUUCUUCACUGAGUAUGUGAAAGUGGUAAGUAGUGUUCUGAUUUGCUACACACUUUAUGGUAAGAAAACUCACAGACUUAUUAUUAGAAGACUAGAUUUUGUAAUUUAAGCAUAUACAGGCUUCAGGUUAUUAAACACAUGGCUUUGUCUUGCUCCCUCUUGUGUUGAGUCAGAGUUGCACAUCCUGUCACCCCUCUACUUUUUGAAAAUGGUUUGGUCUGGGACUAGCAGUAAUUUUCCAUCCUGUUUGCUCAGUGCUGCAGUGGGGGAUGGGGAUGGUGUUUCUUUUUCAUGGAUUUUGGUCUUUUUUUUUUCUAAUUUAAGUUAGAAGUUUUUCCUUUCAGAUGUUAACAUUUCGCACCGCACAUUUAAAUGACAUUUUGAAGUUUUGUUUUUUUUUUUAUUUAAAAAAAAUGUCCUGAGGUAUGAAAGAUUUGCCAUGUGAAGACAAAUCUUGCAUACAGAACUGUCCAGAUUAUUAGUCUAUUGUUGUUUGUGGUAUUUGUGAUUGUGACUAGUGUUCCUACACUGUGCUCUGGUGUUGCUGGGAAGAUCGCAAAGAAUAUGCUCCACCCCUCUGUGCACGUGGUACAGUCCCAGCUCAACUUCUCUCCCUCACUCUGUCUCGCCUAUAUAUAGGGUGAGCAAGAGUAAGGCCAGUUGCACUCGCAUUCUUGUUCAUGGCCUACGUCUGAAGCUCACGCAGGUUCCUGUAAAAUUGUGUGGGCAAUUCCCUCCAUGAACAAGGAGGUACAGCGGAACACAGCGAUCAGUUUAACCAGGUGAAAAAAUGGAAGUUGCCGUUCCAGAAGAGCCUCAGAAGAAAAUAUUCCGCGCUCGAAAAACCAUGAAGAUGAGCGAUCGCCAGCAGCUGGAGGUGCUGCAUAACACCUUGGUGACGGCGAACCCAAACUCCUCCUCCUCACGGCCCCAGACACCACUGGUGAACGGAACGCACGGGGAGGAUGGAGCGAAGGGGAAAGAGAAGGACAAGGAGACUGGGACGAAGUCUCCUGCCUCACCGUUGUCACGUGCUUCUCCAUCUCGCUCAGUCUCAAUCUCGCGAUCGCCAUCUCCGGCUGUCAGUGAAAAUCGAAACCCUUCACCUUCUAUGAAGAAAGGCUCCGAGAAGGGCAAAGGUGACGAGAAAGACCAGAAGGAUGAUAAGAAGGCCGAAGAAAUCAAAGCUGACCAGAUCGAUAUCACCAAAUCUGCACGCACCGGUUCUCCGUCGGUGUCUGACAAGAAGGCAGAGCAGAAAAAGACCGCAACAGACCAAGCGUUGAACGGCGAGCUGCCCAUGGAUACAGACAGCACUUCCCUUGACAACGGUUCAGCGGAGGACAAAAGCAGUAAGAGCAUCUCCUCCUCGUCUCCUUCCGGCUCUCCGGCCGCCAGCCUGGAGUGUGACCCGGAAGUGAAAGAGGGGUUUCUCUGCCUCAGUGAGGAAGAUGAGGGUCAGGGAGAGCAAGAUGAGGCGAAAGACAGAAACGAGGAGAAGAUGGAUGUGGAUCCUGAGAAAGAGGAGAAGAAAGAGGGAGAGAAAGGGUGUAAUGUGGCAGAUGGCACAGGCACCAGCACACCUUCUGGUAAAAAGAGGUCCUUGUCGCCAAUCGAGGGAAAAGAUGGAUGGAAAGAUGGGGAGAUCAAGGAGGAGAGAGAUGGAAAGAGAGCAAGGGUGGAGGGAGUGCAGUUGGAGGCUCAACUGGAGCUGAAGAUCACUGCCAACGCAGGAAGCCGUCUGAAACUGGAAAAGGUGGUGCAGCAGUUGGUGGAGGAGCGCUUGCGUGUGCUGCAGAUGACCGUGUUCGACUGCAAUCUACAAGAGCUUAAGGACAGAAUGGAGAAGAUUGAUUCCACCACCAGACAGCAGAAAACUGUCCAACAUACCCUACAGAGUAAGAUUGCACGACUUACCAAGAAGUUUGGAGCUGCUAACCAGGCGUCUGAGAAUUCCAAAAAAGCUCAAGAGGCUGCUGCUGCCGCCGCCAAUGCUGCUAAGCCUACUCCAACACCCACGACAACCCCAACAACUCAACGCACUAUAAGGACCACUGUGGACCCAAAGCUGCCCAAUCCUUCUGCAGCAGCAUCCAGUUCUACUGCUACUCCGACUCAGCCAAAACCUCUCUCCACUCCAAGUACACCGACCUCCUCGGCACUGGCUGCACCUGCGCCCAUCCUCCAACUCAUAACCACAACGACAAACUCCACACCCUCCUCCUCCAGCUCUUCUCUGAGUGGCCAGGCCCAAGCAGGCACUCUACUUCUGCAGUCCCGCCCAAACACGGGUGGCAUGACAACCAACACAGCCACGUCAGCCGGCCAACCGAUGUCCAUCCAGCCUUUGCUGAUACAGCUGCCCCUGGCUAUGGCUAAUGGCCAGGGUGGGACCAUAGCUGGAGGAGUUGGCCUGAUUCCCGUGUCCUCCUUAGCCACGGUUACCAGCCUUAGCAAGGCCAAGACCACGACAGCCACCACUUUUAUCUUGCAGAAGACUGCAGGAAGUGUUGUGACAUCAUCCUCCUCUGCUCCCUCUUCCUUGACCUCAUCAGCGUCUUCGGCAGUGACGCAGAUGCCACCUAGUAGGCCAGUGUACCAGGGUGGCACGGGCACAGCAAGCUCACCCAAUGCUGGCAUCUCUGUGACAACGGCCCGCGCCCCAACACAGUGCGCCACCGUCGUCGGAAUGGCCACCGCUUCAUCGUCCCCGGCGACCACAGGCCCUGCUGCAACAGGCUCGGCAGCAGCCGCGGCUGGUCCUCCAUCAGUCUCUGAGAUGGCAUCCAAAACAGAUAAUCAAGCCACUCAUUCUGCUCCAGCCAAAUCACCUGCUCAGCCUGCUCGUCCCAAGGGCUCGGUCAUUGACCUAACUGAGGAUGAUGAUGAUGUCCAAGUUACUGGUGUGCAGAAGGCUACUGCUCCUGCCAUUCCUACCAAUACCCAGCGACCUCCAGGGCCUCAAGCAUCACAAGUGAGCUCCACCUCUGUUGCAGGUCGCUCUGUAGCGCAGCAUCGACCCUCAGUGGACUCCCCCUCUAAAUCUCGCACAAGCUCUUCAUCCUCGGCUACUCUUCCGCAGUUGCCAUUAACCCCGCCCGCACCAGCUCGUCUGCCUCCAGAGGCAGCUCACACGUCUCCACCUCAGCAGCCUCAGCUGAAGCUUGCACGUGUGCAGAGUCAGAACGGCAUUGUGCUGUCAUGGUGCGUGUCUGAGACUGAGCGAAACUGUGCACCUGUGGACAGCUACCACCUCUACGCCUACCACCAGGACCAGCAGAGUGCAUCGGCGGGAUCAUCCACACAGUCGCCCUCACACUCGCUGUGGAAGAAGAUUGGUGAAGUGAAGGCACUGCCGCUGCCCAUGGCCUGCACUCUCACCCAGUUUGUGUCCGGUUCUACGUAUUACUUUGCAGUCAGGGCCAAAGACGUGUACGGCCGCUUUGGGCUGUUCUGUGAGCCCCAGUGUACCGAUGUUAUCAACCCACAGUCUUAAGUUGAUGUAACGAAUUGUGUUAGUUAGCGAAGGAAAUUUGUGGAGUAGUCGUCAGAAAUAUCCAAACUGUGGGAGAGACUGAACUGCUAAUGAUGCAUCAGACUACUUGUUUAGUUAGGAAAUGUCCCCAGAAUUGGAUAGGAUGUUUAAAAUAGACACACAUACCCCACAGAAACAGACUUGCACACCAGUCAGUAAUUUGACGCUAUUUUAAGGAAAAUGGGGAAUUGGCACUGGUUUGACUUGUGCCACAAACGGUAUUUUCCACGUGUAGAAUGACUGUACAGUUAAGUGUUGAACCAAUAGGUCAGAUAUUUAUACAUCGUGUUUGGUCCGUUCCAAAUUUUUCAUUUUUCUUUUCUUUUCUUUCUUUCUUUUUUUUUUUUAAAAAAAGAAUGUUUGGUUUUUUUUUUGUUUUUUUUUUUCUAAUAAAAUGACUUUCAAUCCAUUGCACAUAUGCUCCAUAAAACAGCAUGGUAUCAAGCUACAUGGAAAGACAAUGGUGGCAUUAUUGCUUUUGUAAUGUUCUGUCUGGUAACCAGACGCCCAAAGAACAACCUUCAAAUAAAGGUAUUUAAAAUGGAGGGAAAAAAAAUCCCUGUCGCUUGAACUUGAUUUUGUAACUUUAAUUUAAAGGUAUAAUGUGUAAUGAUAUAUUGGAGAACGUAUACAGUACCUCCACUAUGUGAAACUAGACAGAUGUAGCUAUACGCUCACUGAACAUGUUAGAAAACCUGUACACCUAGUCAUUCAUGCAAUUAUCUAAUCAGCCAAAUGUGUGAUAGCAGUGCAGUGCAUAAAAUCAUGCAGAUACAGGCCAGCAGCUUUGGGUAAUCUUCCCAUCAAUCAUCAGAAUGGGGGGAAAAUGUGAUCUGUGAUUUUUGUCCCUGGCAUGGCUGUUUGUGGCAGACGGGCUGGUUUCAGUAUUUCUAUAACUGCUGGGAUUUUCACACACAGAACAGUCGCUAGGGUUUAGUCAGAAUGGUGCAGUAAAGAAAAAAACUUCAAGUGAGUAGCGGUUCUGCUGAGAGAAAAACCUUGAUGAGCGAGGUCAGUGGAGAAUGGCCAGACUGGUUUGAGCUGACACAAAGGCUACAGUAACUCUGUACAUUUGUGGUGAGCAGAAAAGCAUCUCCAUGCACAACAUGUUGAACCUUGAUGUGGAUGGGCUACAACAGCAAAAGACCACAUUGUAUUCCACUUCUGUCAGCCAAGAACAGAAAGCUGAGGCUGCAAUGGGCACAGACUCACCAAAAAUGGACCGUUGAAGACUGGAAAAAUGUAUCCUAGUUUGAUGAAUCUUUAUUUCUGUUGAUGCACACUGAUGGUAGGGUCAGAAUUUGGCACCAACAGCAUUUAUACAUGGACCAAACCUACCUUGUGUCAACAGUCCAGGCUGGUGGAGGUAGUGUGAUGGUGUGGGGAAUAUUUUCUUGGCACUCUUUUGGUCUGUUAAUACCAAUCAAUCAUCGUUUGAAAUCCAGUGUAUUUGAGUAUUGAUGCUGACCAUGGCACGUACAUCCCUUCAUGGCCACAAUUUACCUAGCUUCUAAUGGCUACUUCCAGCAUGAUGAUGCACCAUGUCACAAAGCAAAAGUUGUCUCAAAGUGGUCUCAUGAACAGGACGAGUUCAAUGUUCUUCAGUGGCCUUCCCAGUCACCAGAUCUGAAUCCAAUAAGAAUAAUCCAUUGGGAUGUUGUAGAAUGGGAGUGUCUCCGCAUGAAAGUGCACUUGAAAAAUCUGCAGGGAUUGUGGAAUACAGUCAUGUUAACAUAGACCAGAAUCUCAAAGGAAUGUUUCCAACGUCUUGUGGAAUCCAUGGCACAAAGAAUUGAGGCUGUUUUGAGAGCAAAGGAAGGCUCUAACCAGUAUUAGUAUAGCGUUCCUAAUAAAGUGCUCCGUAAGUAUAUUGCUGCCUCAUGUUGAGAUUCCCAGCAAAAACAUUUCUUUAACUGAGCUCCAUUAACAUAUAAGUAUUACAAAUCCAGCCGUUUUUAUCGAUCCAAACUCUCCACAAAAUGUUUCACUCUAAGCAAAACGUGAUAACUGCUCUAUAUGCACACACAGAAAAGCCAACUCUUUAAGUAUGGAC
Messenger RNA from Ictalurus furcatus (blue catfish), 7671 nucleotides. It is a transcript of the gene atf7ip, whose product is annotated as activating transcription factor 7 interacting protein. Bases 2874 to 5579 code for a protein of 901 amino acids. Gene Ontology annotation, cellular component: transcription regulator complex; nucleus. NCBI's taxonomy places the organism in Eukaryota, Metazoa, Chordata, Actinopteri, Siluriformes, Ictaluridae. The record is from RefSeq and is a predicted model, not a curated record. The transcript is spliced from 15 exons. Gene Ontology annotation, biological process: regulation of DNA-templated transcription. Gene Ontology annotation, molecular function: transcription coregulator activity; protein binding.